Molecule: messenger RNA, 1360 nt
Organism: Tremella mesenterica DSM 1558
Lineage: Eukaryota; Fungi; Basidiomycota; Tremellomycetes; Tremellales; Tremellaceae
Exons: 5
Coding region: 280-1152 (290 amino acids)
Biological process (GO): pentose-phosphate shunt; carbohydrate metabolic process
Molecular function (GO): 6-phosphogluconolactonase activity
Source: RefSeq, a predicted model, not a curated record
CGUUCAUUGAAUUUCCUCUCUUCACCAACCUCUUUCCCUCACACACGUUUUCACGUAAAAGAAUCUUCGUAAACCAUUAGGUAGGACCAAGAAUAGAGUGGUAGAUAGGUCCUUUGAAAUCUCGUUACGUUCCCGUGUAGAUCGCUUCCUUUCUUCUUUCAAUCAUCCCUCGGAUACAUUCCUUUUCCUCUUAUUUUCGGCAAGCUGUGAAGAUUUGUAAGAACCAUUGCCACUUUUUUUCCUUCUUGACAACCUCUCAAGUCUAUUCACCAAAGCACAAUGCCGGUACAACCUCCUGCCCCUCCGGUGUUUUAUCGGUUCAGAACUACUGAAGUCUUAGUUGAUUCUUUGGCAAACUUCGUGGUGAAGGCUCAAAGAGAUGCAGUGGAUAAAAGAGGGAAAUUCACGAUUGCUCUUUCUCGUGGUACUUUGGCUGCGAAUUUACGUGGAUUGGUAGGACAGGAGAAUGUCCAAUGGGACAAGUGGGAAGUAUUCUUCUGCGAUGAAGCUGCCGUCCCUCUCGAAUCACCCGAUUCAAAUUAUCAUUCCAAUUACCUCUCUUUCCUCUCUCACGUUCCCAUCCCCCCAAAUCAAAUACACACCAUCGACGCUAGUUUACUGGACGACCUCGAAGAAUUAGCGGAUGAAUAUGAAAAACAACUCAUCGGUCAUUUUGCAGCUUCAAACGCCGCUCGUUAUCCGACUUUCGAUCUGAUGCUUUUAGGUAUGGGAACGGAGGGAGAGACUGCGAGUUUAUUUCCGGAACAUGAAUUGUUGAGUGAGAAAGACGCUUGGGUUUCGUAUUUAGAAGAUGCACCGAGGGGUCCACCGAGACGUAUCACGAUGACACUACCCGUUCUGACGCAUUGCUAUCGAGUCGUCUUCGUCGUUUCUGGAGCGGAAAAAGCUCAAAUGUUACAUACGAUCCUCGACGAACCCGAAACGGGUCUUCCAUGUUCCCGUGUUAGACCAGCUGCACCAGGUUUAGUAUUCUGGUUCGCAGAUGCCGACGCGGCAUCAGAAACGACAUAUCCACCCACGACGUUUAGAUGGAUUGAUAAUCAGAAAGAAGCCGAAGAAGCUGUAGAGGCUGCUCAACGUAAAGCUGCUAGACGAUUACAAGAGGCUUUAGGGGAAGAUGAAGAUUAUUAAAUUUGAUUCGUCAUCACGAUCAAGCACAACCAAUAGCUUUACAUGGAUCAUACUGUGAUUCCUAAUUCGACCCCCAUGACAUAUUAGGAUCUCAGUGUAUGAUGUGUAGAAGUAGGACGGCUUUAGACUUCUGUGGAAUUGGGUGUUCUUUGUGGAUACGUUUUCACAGCCAGGAGCUAUGCAUGAUGCAAGAUAUAACGAAGUCCUG